Messenger RNA from Penicillium lagena, 546 nucleotides. Its product is annotated as CFEM domain-containing protein. The transcript has 3 exons. Lineage: Eukaryota; Fungi; Ascomycota; Eurotiomycetes; Eurotiales; Aspergillaceae. Bases 1 to 546 code for a protein of 181 amino acids. The record is from RefSeq and is a predicted model, not a curated record.
AUGAAGUUCUUCCAGAUCACCGCUGUCGCUGCCCUCGUCGCCUCGGCUGCUGCCCAGGGCCUGAGCGAUCUCCCAUCUUGCGCCAAAAGCUGCGCCCUGGAUGCCCUUCCCAAGGCCUGCGGCCUUGACAUUGGCUGCAUCUGCAAGACCAAGUCGUUCAUCAACAACAUGGCCUGCUGCGUGGAACCGGCGUGCUCCAAGGCUGACCAACAGAAAACCCUCGAGGCCGCCAAGAAGAUCUGUGAGACGGGCGGCGUGACCGACAUCCCCGACACCGUCGUCUGCGACAAGGGCUCGACUGGCUCGACCACAACCACUACCGCCACGGGCUCUGAGGCCACCGGCAACUCGACCACGGCGCAGACCACUGCCUCGUCGGCCUCGUCGGCCUCGGGAUCCAGCACGGCGUCUGGUACUAGCUCGUCCUCGUCUUCGUCCUCGGCCGCGGCCGCGGCCACCUCCAACGUCGCUAUGCUCGGCCAGAACAAGGAUGGCUCCUUGAUGGCCGCGGCGGGUGCUGCUGCCGCGUUCGCCAUCCUGGUUUAG